Messenger RNA from Rangifer tarandus platyrhynchus (Svalbard reindeer), 678 nucleotides. The record is from the annotation of a GenBank genome assembly. NCBI's taxonomy places the organism in Eukaryota, Metazoa, Chordata, Mammalia, Artiodactyla, Cervidae.
AUGUGUACAGUGUUGGGGAGCAACUGUGCUCUGAUGAUCAAGACCCUCCCCUGUCAGUUGGGCAGGCAGAGAAGCCCAGAGCUAACUGCCGCAGGGAAGAAGGCCCGUCUGGCGCGGCCUCCCCAGCUGCCCACUCUCAGCCUGAAGGCUGGGGGCCUCCCAGAGCUGAGUGGGCGCGGCCGAGGGGAGCGGGGACCACUGGCAAGCUGCCGGGGUCACCUGCGGCGCGGGCCGGCGGCGGGCGACCGCAGGGAGGAACAAGGCCCCCACCGCCGGCACUGGGCGGGCCGCCUCCGGGACCCCCUCCCCUUCCGCGAUCUGGCCUUGCAGCGCGGGACCCCGGGGAGGGUGGGCUGCAGGAGCUGGCGGUUCCACGGCACCAGCGCUGGCCCCCGACGGCCCCCCGAAGUGGCGGGGUUCCACCCCCCUACCCUCUUUAAGACUUCGUGGAGGGAGGGCGGGGGUUCUGUGGGAAGAGACCGCACCAGCACGCAGGCCUCCACGCCCUCGUCCCCCGCCCAGCUCUCUCGACCCGCCCCUCCCCCGAGGAAGCGGCUCCGGUGCCGGGGACACCACGUGCUGGGUCAAGACCUGGCUUCGGCCCUUUCCUGUCGCUGCCGGCUAACCACAAGGCCCCCCUGGCACUCAGGAAAUAGAGCGGCCGGGCCACGGAACUAG